Molecule: messenger RNA, 747 nt
Organism: Erinaceus europaeus (western European hedgehog)
Lineage: Eukaryota; Metazoa; Chordata; Mammalia; Eulipotyphla; Erinaceidae
Gene: MZT2B
Product: mitotic spindle organizing protein 2B
Exons: 4
Coding region: 42-671 (209 amino acids)
Cellular component (GO): centrosome; spindle
Source: RefSeq, a predicted model, not a curated record
CGUGGCGCGAGCUGCUCUGCGGGCUGGGGCGGGGCGGGCAGAUGGCGGCGCCGGGAGCGGGGCCGGGCUUGGAGGUCGCCCUGCAGAAGCUGGCGCUCCGGCGGAAGAAGGUGCUGAGCGCCGAGGAGAUGGAGCUGUACGAGCUGGCGCAGGCGGCGGGAGGCGCCAUCGACCCCGACGUGUUCAAGAUCCUGGUGGACCUGCUGAAGCUGAACGUGGCGCCCCUCGCCGUCUUCCAGAUGCUCAAGUCCAUGUGUGCCGGCCAGCGGCCGCCGAGUGAAUCCCAGGACCCCACGGCCGGGACGCUGCCGCCAUCGAGCCUCCCCGAGACCAGAGAGGCCUCCUUUCUCUCUGCUGAGAACUGUAAACCCCCUGCAAGGCCCUCCUUUUCCUCAGCCCCACGGCCUGCGGCCUCUCCAGUUCUGCUCCACAGCUCGGCUGCCGCGUACUCGCCUCUAUCUCCAGGGCCCCCCAGUUCCCUCCGGUUCUCUUGCUGCCUGUUCUCUCCUUUUGCAGGGAGAAACAAAGGCAGCACUGCACUUGCUGGAGGCCCACUGGCAGAACGCAGCAGCCGGGAAGGAGCCAGCCAAAGGAUGCCCCGACAGCCCAGUGCAACCCGGCUGCCCAAGGCGGGAGGCCCUGGAAAGAGCCCGCCUCGGGGCAGUACCUGAAUGGAACAGUCCUCAUAACACCUUCUAGUGAAGACUGUGUAUUUCCUGCACUUGCUAAUAAAACUUGAAAAACUGA